Molecule: messenger RNA, 2210 nt
Organism: Lolium rigidum
Lineage: Eukaryota; Viridiplantae; Streptophyta; Magnoliopsida; Poales; Poaceae
Product: sucrose transport protein SUT1-like
Exons: 12
Coding region: 267-1838 (523 amino acids)
Biological process (GO): sucrose transport
Cellular component (GO): plasma membrane
Molecular function (GO): sucrose:proton symporter activity
Source: RefSeq, a predicted model, not a curated record
CCCCUUCCAUCGCUCAGAACACAAACCCACACCACCACCACCACCACCUCUCCUCACUCCACGCUCUCCCCUCCUCCCUCGCAUCACACACACCCUCGUCCUCGUCUCCUCCUCUUCUUCCUCCCGUCAGCCCCGUUCCUGGCGCUACCAUCUUCUUCCUCGCAUGCGUUGAUUCGAUCAACGUACUUUUCCCCUCUCUAGAUCCUUGGCCCAAAAAUUGAUAGGCCGGCGAACGAGGUGAUCAUCGUUCGCACGACGUCCCGGCCAUGGUGCGCGGCGGCGGUAACCGCGAGGUGGAGCUCUCCGUGGGGGCCGGUGGCGGCGGCGGCGGCGGGGCGGGAGGCCUGGUGGAGCCGCCCGUGCCGAUCAGCCUCGGCAGGCUCGUCCUCGCCGGCAUGGUCGCCGGCGGCGUGCAGUAUGGAUGGGCCCUCCAGCUCUCCCUGCUCACCCCCUACGUCCAGACUCUGGGACUUUCACAUGCCCUGACUUCAUUCAUGUGGCUCUGCGGCCCAAUUGCUGGCUUAGUGGUUCAACCAUGUGUUGGUCUGUACAGUGAUAAGUGCACUGCCAGAUGGGGAAGACGGAGGCCGUUUAUUAUGAUAGGAUGUGUACUCAUCUGCAUUGCUGUUGUGAUUGUUGGCUUCUCGGCUGACAUUGGAGCUGCUCUGGGUGAUAGCAAGGAAGAGUGCAGUCUCUACCAUGGUCCUCGCUGGCACGCUGCAAUUGUGUAUGUGCUUGGAUUCUGGCUUCUUGACUUCUCCAACAAUACUGUGCAAGGUCCAGCUCGUGCUCUGAUGGCUGAUUUGUCGGGCAAGUAUGGACCCAGUGCUGCAAAUUCAAUCUUCUGUUCUUGGAUGGCGCUAGGAAAUAUCCUAGGGUACUCCUCUGGUUCCACCGAUAAGUGGCACAAGUGGUUUCCCUUCCUUCGGACAAAAGCUUGUUGUGAAGCUUGCGCAAAUCUGAAAGGCGCGUUUCUCGUGGCUGUGUUGUUCCUGUGCAUGUGUUUGGUGGUAACUCUGAUCUUCGCCAAGGAGGUACCAUACAAACGAAUUGCACCCCUCCCAACAAAGGCGAAUGGUCAGGUUGAAGUUGAACCUAGUGGCCCGCUUGCGGUGUUCCAAGGCUUCAGGAACUUGCCUUCCGGAAUGCCAUCGGUGCUCCUUGUAACUGGCCUCACCUGGCUGUCCUGGUUCCCGUUCAUCCUCUACGACACCGACUGGAUGGGUCGUGAGAUUUACCACGGUGACCCCAAGGGCACCCCAGCUCAGAUGUCGGCGUUCCAGGACGGUGUCAGGGCUGGCGCGUUCGGACUGCUACUCAACUCGAUCAUCCUGGGAUUCAGCUCGUUCCUGAUCGAGCCGAUGUGCAAGCGGCUGGGCCCGAGGGUGGUGUGGGUGUCCAGCAACUUCCUCGUCUGCAUCGCCAUGGCCGCCACCGCCAUCAUCAGCUGGUGGUCUACCAAGGAAUUCCAUGAGUACGUCCAGCAUGCCAUCACCGCCAGCAAGGACAUCAAGAUCGUAUGCAUGCUCCUCUUCGCAUUCCUCGGAGUGCCUCUCGCAAUUCUGUACAGCGUUCCCUUCGCGGUGACGGCGCAGUUGGCGGCAAGCAAAGGAGGCGGCCAAGGGCUGUGCACUGGCGUGCUGAACAUCUCCAUCGUCAUCCCACAGGUGAUCAUCGCGCUGGGGGCGGGGCCGUGGGACCAGCUGUUCGGGAAGGGCAACAUCCCGGCCUUCGCCGCGGCCUCCGCCUUCGCGCUCAUCGGCGGCAUCGUCGGCAUAUUUCUGCUGCCCAAGAUCUCCAGGCGCUCGUUCAGGGCCGUCAGCACCGGCGGUCACUGACCGCACCGGGCGCCUGCCUGAGCACGAGCGAAAGCUCGAUGGUGCAGGCCGGGCGGUUCCAGCUCGCAUGUGCCAAUUUUUACAUAGGCUUAAAAAUAGGUGGCUCUCGCUUCAAGACUCCGUAGAGCAGAAUAAGAAUGUGAGGAACCGUAUGUUUGUGUAUGUGUACUAGUGUGUGUAACAGAACGGUGAGAGGGGAAUGUGGUCAUCCAUUACCGGCUAGGUGGUCUGUGAAGGCUAUGUGGCCGUCGGAUUUGGAUCGGAGCGCCCUUAAUGGGGCCAGUGUAAUCCUUGUGUUGUGACUUGUGUGUAGCAAACCAAGGUUAACCGAGUAAAGGGAAAAAGAAUGGAUGGUGCAUUUACACUCACUCA